AUGACGGUCUGCCGGUAUUACCAGCAGGGCUAUUGCCGUUACGGAAAUGCCUGCAAACUCGAGCACCCUCGGAAAGGAGGGCAACAAAACUACAACCGCUUCGGCGCCCUGUCUGGGCAAGGCAAUCAAGGGAUGGGCGGGCGAGCUUCAGAUACUCCGGCAUACCCCGGUCUAACUGCCGAAGGAAUCGAACGAGACCUCCGAUCCGAGCUACCUCAAUGGAUCCUGUCAUGCUAUGGCCCAGGGCGGGAUGCCCCAGAGCAACUCUGGGGUGGAUAUCCGCGCGAACAAAGCUUCGAGGAGAUUCGGCUCCAUUUUAUGCUAGGAGCAAUGGCUGGGAAUCCCCAGGGCGCUCUCAGCGAUAUCCAAAAUCUGUACCAGAACGCCCAACAACAGAUUCAGCACACCCUCAACAACAUUCCAGCGGCAAUACAGUUCAUAAUCGACGCAGCGAAGACACACCCAAAUCGAAUAGACGUUUGUAAGGCAACCAGUGGAGGAGCUGCUCCCGAUGGCGCAUUCGGCAGCCAAAGGAACGCUUUUCAACAGUCUGCACCGUCCGCAAACCCGUUCGGCGCGACCUCUGGCCCGACAACUGGUGGCGGCGUCUUUGGGCAACCUGCCACGCUGGGUCAAAAACCGAACCCGUUCGGCGCUCCUGCCGCCGCGCCGGCCUUUGGUCAGCCCACGCAACCAGCAGCCCCAGCUUUCGGCCAGCCGGCAACUCUAGGAGGUUCAUCACCUUUUGGCCGACCGGCGCAAACAACCAGUGCCUUUGGUCAGACUAGCGUGCUUGGUGCCAAGCCGAACCCGUUUGGGGCGCCAUCACUAGGUCAGCCAGCGCAACCCGCAGCUCCUGCCUUCGGUCAGUCAGGAUUUGGGCAGCCCGGGAUAUUGGGGCAACGACCGAACCCUUUCGGGACGCCAGCAGGGGGAGGAGGAGCCUUCUCGACUGCUGCACAGCCCGCACCGCAAAGUAACCCCUUCGGCCAGCCAGCACAACAACCGCAGCAAGCCCAGAAUGCCCCUAAUCCGUUCGGCCAACCAGCGAAUAACCAGCCUGCAAAUAACCCCUUUGGACAACCAUCUGCCGCAAGCCCUUUUGGGCAGCCAGCAACUGCAACCCCAAGUCCCUUUGGCCAACCUCCGCAGCAGCAGCAGCAGCAACAGCAACAGCCAGCAAUCAACCCCUUCGGCACAUCGGCCACAAAUGCGGCACCGGCCAAUCCAUUCGGCGCGCCUGCCACAAGUACAGCCCUAGCCAACCCCUUCGGACAGCCCGCCACCACUUCGCCAUUUAGCGCGGCCGGCGGGACCACUGCCUCCUCGGCUCCCAACCCCGGCGCAAACCCCUACGGCCCCAACGUUACGCGUCAGCAUCCUGACAUAUCUACCUACGCGACCCAUAACCCAGACAAGACGUUGCGUAUGUUUAAAGGCAAGCCCGUUACCUACGAGGAGCCGAAGCCAGGGUCGAAACCAGUGCCGAUGGUGCGGAACUUCGACGGGACAAUGGUUCGCAUCUGGAUGCCUAACGGGGCCCCGCCGUACACUACCCAGACCGAGGCGGAACCUGAAAAGUACCAGGACCCUACUGUCAUGCAGCAGUGGAAGGCGUUCGUGGAGACGGGAAGGUUUGCUGGCGGGGUCAUGCCUGAGGUACCACCAAAAAGGGAAUUUUGUAUGUGGGACUUUUAA
Thermothelomyces thermophilus ATCC 42464 is the source of this 1698-nucleotide messenger RNA. RefSeq lists its product as uncharacterized. Gene Ontology annotation, molecular function: metal ion binding. Lineage: Eukaryota; Fungi; Ascomycota; Sordariomycetes; Sordariales; Chaetomiaceae. The transcript has 4 exons. The record is from RefSeq and is a predicted model, not a curated record. The coding region runs from base 1 to 1698 and encodes 565 amino acids.